Molecule: messenger RNA, 3164 nt
Organism: Camelina sativa (false flax)
Lineage: Eukaryota; Viridiplantae; Streptophyta; Magnoliopsida; Brassicales; Brassicaceae
Product: kinase with adenine nucleotide alpha hydrolases-like domain-containing protein
Biological process (GO): protein phosphorylation
Molecular function (GO): ATP binding; protein kinase activity
Source: RefSeq, a predicted model, not a curated record
UUAAAAAGGCAGCUUUUUUGUUUUGUUUUUGCAACACAUUUUCGCGCUUUUCUACUUGUUUGUAUGUGAGCCAGCAUUUAUGCCUUCCUUCUUCUCUAGAUUUUUAUUACUAUUACACUGUCUUGUUUCUAUCUCUGUUGACGUGCUUUUUCUUGUUUAAAGCUGAGAACUUCCCAAGUCAGACAAAACAUAGCGAUAUCAAUGCUUCGAGUAAAGUUAGUAAUAAGCCCUCAUAUACUAAUUAAUAAACGCUCUGUUUCAGUUUCACUUGUGUCUUCUUCCUCCUUAUCUCUCUCGCUCUUUUUUUUUUCCAUGGCGGUGAAAUAUAUGAGUGCUUAGCCUAGUUUGGUGUGAUUUUGAAGAUUGGUAAAAAGGGUUUAGAUCCAAAUAAAGGAAGAGUCUUUAUUUCCUUUUGUCUGUCUGUUUCUUGAGAAACAUUUUGGCAGUGAUUUGACUAUUGAGUGAUUAGAUUGAGAGGAUAAGCAUAUCUUUUGGAUCCUUGAGAGAUCUUCAGUAUAAAGUUUUGAUUUUUUUAUUCGAAAGGGUACAAGGGUUUUAGAUUGGGUUUUUGCCCCAGAAGCUAGCUGGUGGUCUUGUAUUUUGUGUUUUGAUGUUUAUGUGAUUCAGUUGGUGAGAGGUCUUGUCUUGUCUUGUCUUAUGAGUUUUGUAUCCAUCUGCAAAAUCAAGCAGUGUGUGUUUGGCUGAUUUUGUCUCGCUUUUCCAACUUGCCAUAAAUAAUGCAAUCAUAUCUACUGGAUCUAUCUCUCCUGGAAACUACAUUAUCUCUGACGAUCAUUUAGAUAUCAAAAUCUUAUUGAGAUUUGUUCUUGCAUUAAGUCUCUAGAAUGAUGCAAGGUAAACAGGAGAAAAGAUUAGGUUCUAAUGGGACUGAGAAUGUUCUUGUUGCUGUUAAAGCAUCUAGAGAGAUCUCAAAGACAGCUUUGGUUUGGGCUUUGACUCAUAUUGUUAAACCUGGAGAUUGCAUUACUCUCAUUGUUGUUGUCACUUCUCACAAUGCUGGCAGAAAGCUAUGGACUUUCCCGAGGUUUGCUGGAGAUUGUGCUACUGGUCAUCGGAAAUUGCAUUCUGAUGCAAUUCCUGAGAUAAAGAGUGAUCUCACUGAUACUUGUUCCCAAAUGAUUCUCCAGCUUCAUGAUGUCUAUGAUCCAAACAAGGUUAAUGUCAGGAUCAAGAUUGUUUCUGGAUCACCAUGUGGAGCUGUUGCGGCUGAGGCCAAGAAAUCACAAGCAAAUUGGGUAGUUCUGGAUAAGCACCUUAAGCAUGAAGAGAAACGGUGUUUAGAUGAGCUACAAUGCAACAUUGUGGCAAUGAAGCGUUCUGAGGCAAAAGUUCUGCGCUUGAACUUGGUUGGGUCACCAACAAAGGAACCAGAAUUAGCAUCUGAAAAGAAGAAAAACAGGUUGUUAGAUUCUGUUAAAGGGGUAGUUACAACAACACCAAUGAGCAGUCCUGAGGUUGAGACAUCAUUCACAGGAACAGAAGCUGGGACUUCAUCAGUUUCUAGCUCUGACCUCGGAACAUCAUCGCCUUUUUUCUCAGUGGAAGUGAAAAAGGAUGAAACUUUAGCCAUCAAAGAGAAUGAAUCCGAUUCUGAUUCAGAGAGUGAAAAUGUAUCACUACCUUCCACUAGUUUGAGAUUCCAGCCAUGGAUAUCUGAAUAUCUUGGCACUCGUCGCCUCUCAUUGCAGGAAUCUGAGGAGAGUCUGUGGAAAACUGAUGAUAAGACUGCUCAAGUAUCUACUAAAAAGGCUUUACUUGAGAAAAUCUCUAAGCUUGAUGAUGGAGAAGAAGAAGAAGCUAUGUCAAGUAAAAGAAGUGACUUGGAGGAGUUCAGUGGAAACUUAAGAGAAACGAUUUCGCUACCACGAAAUGCUCCUCCUGUGCCGCCACCACUCUGUUCUAUCUGUCAGCACAAAACGCCUGUAUUUGGAAAACCGCCGAGGUUUUUCUCAUACAAAGAGCUAGACCUUGCAACAAAUGGGUUUUCACGAGCUAAUUUCUUGGCAGAAGGUGGAUUUGGAUCAGUUCAUAGAGGUGUAUUACCUGAAGGCCAGAUUGUAGCAGUGAAGCAACACAAACUAGCUAGUACACAAGGAGAUGUAGAGUUUUGCUCAGAAGUAGAAGUUUUGAGCUGUGCUCAGCAUCGAAACGUAGUAAUGUUGAUAGGUUUUUGCAUCGAAGAAGGCAGAAGACUCUUGGUCUAUGAAUACAUAUGCAAUGGAUCAUUAGACUCUCAUCUAUACGGUCGACAUAAAGACGCUUUGGGAUGGCCUGCAAGGCAGAAAAUAGCGGUUGGAGCAGCUCGAGGUCUUCGAUAUCUACAUGAAGAGUGUAGAGUGGGUUGCAUUGUUCACAGAGACAUGAGGCCUAACAAUAUACUAAUCACUCAUGACUAUGAACCACUGGUUGGAGAUUUUGGUUUAGCGCGGUGGCAGCCUGAUGGUGAGCUCGGUGUAGAUACGCGUGUGAUAGGAACUUUCGGCUAUUUGGCUCCAGAGUAUACUCAAAGUGGACAAAUAACAGAGAAAGCUGAUGUUUACUCGUUUGGGGUUGUAUUAAUUGAGCUAAUCACGGGUCGUAAAGCAAUGGAUAUUUACAGACCAAAGGGACAACAAUGUUUAACUGAAUGGGCAAGGUCUUUAUUAGAAGAGUAUGCGGUUGAGGAACUGGUUGAUCCUAGGCUUGAGAAGAGAUAUUCAGAAACAGAAGUCAUCUGCAUGAUUCAUACAGCUUCAUUGUGUAUACGUAGAGACCCACAUUUGCGUCCUCGUAUGUCUCAGGUGUUGCGUCUAUUGGAAGGAGAUAUGGUAAUGAAUGAAAUCACAGGGAGGUUUAGUGGAAGAUUAUCAAUUGAGAGAGGUCAGAGAGAUCAUAUGUAAGCAAAUGCAGAGUUUAACAACAAGCUUAAGGGAAAAAGAGACUUAAUAAUCUUGUCUGUAAUUUUGUUUUUACUUCCUUAAUGAAGUUGAUCACUUUGUUUUGUAUAGUGCGUAGGAUCGAUAAGUACAAUGAUUAUGAAUCAAUCAAAGUCCUCUUAAUUGGCAAUUAUGGAGUGAUUAGUGUUAACAAACUGAACAAAGUAGAAGAGAACAUUCUCAAGCUUUUCUCAAUGACACCAAAAGAAACAUACAAAAUUAAAAAAA